CACAUCUCCUGACUUGCCAAAAAGCCAUCGUCGAAUUGGUGACAGUCAGCCUGUAUCUCUCUCAGUGAUGGGUAUCUCGAUAAUACUUGCUUUCUUUAUAUUAAGAACAACCUGGAAAGUUGUCUACACUUUGACUUGGAAGGAUCCCAUGCACGAGCACGACGGCUUCGGCAAUGCAAUGAGCAUCUCGGUCCCGCUGGAAUCUGCACAAGAUGGAUACAUACAUAGAGUGCUCAUAGGGAAUAAUGGCCAGGAAUUCAAAGUGAUGGUUACCACGAGCAGCACGUUGUUAUGGGUACCGAAAGUUGGUUGUAAAGGUUCUGGUAGCAGAAGGACGUAUAAUCCCUCUCCAUCGUUUGAGGAGGACGGCAGAAAUUGGACACAGAAAAGUUACGGUGGAACCACAAAUGGUGAGCUAGGAAUCGAUGAUGUCAAGAUCGGCGGUUUACUGAAACCAACAUGCAAUUUCGGAAUGGCCACAAAUAUAUCGACAGAUACGAAACUGCCAGUAGACGGAGUGCUUGGACUUGCACCAUUCGCUGACAGCUCUAUCCCUGGUCAACCAUUCAUGGCUCAGAUCAAAGAUCUGCUGACCUCGCACAUGUUCACCAUUUACUUGAGCCAGCAAUCCGGCUCAAAUGCAGGUUCUGUCACUUACGGUUCAGUUAACAACGACAAUUGUGUGAAGAUGUCGACGAAGCAAGCCUUCGUGAGAGCAUAUUACUUCAAGAUGAGCUCAGUUUCGCUGGGGAAUUUUACACAUUCCUACAGGGAUAAUGCAGUGCCUGAAUUAAUUCCAUUUAUUAUCGGCCCACAAGAAGUAAUAGACGGCUUGGCCAAAGCUGCUGGAGCUACGCUCAUAGACGGUUCCUAUGAAAUUCGCUGCAACGCUACCAUACCGAAGCUGGAGAUAAAAGCUGGAAGAUAUGGAUAUUCCAUACGAUCAAAUAGGCUUAUCGUGAAGAAGGAAAGCAGAUGUGUACUUGCAUUAGCCUCUCAGACAGGCGGUGGAUUUGGUUUACAAUGGUACUUUGGCGCUCCGCUACUUCAAGAAUACUGCAUCACUUUCGAUUUGAAGACAAGAUAUCUUGAAUUCCGUGGCACAAAAAGUAGUCCCACAACCGGCAGCUCCACCCGCAGAUUACCGACUACUACACCGAAAAACAUAACUAGUUCUUCAACAAAAACUACACGCAGAGUACUCUCUACCACACCAAAAAGAAAUACCACUAUCUCCUCAACAAGAACAACUCGCAAAAUCCCGACUACUACAACGAAGAAGACCACCACCUCUACACGGAAAACAACUCGCAGAAUAACAACUACUACACCAAAAAGAAACAUUACUACUUCGUCAACGAGAACAACUCGCCGAAUCCCAACUACUACACCAAGAAAAAUCAGCACCUCCUCUACGAAAACGACUCGCAGAAUAGUAUCUACUACAUCAAAAACAAACGCAACCACCUCUAGACCAACAACAACUCGUAGAGUACUUUCUACCACACCAAGAAGAAAUCUUACCACUACCCGGAGGUUUACAUCGACACCACUACAAACUACAACGAAGCUUGCACCCACCGCUUACCUUUACCGUCUUGUUAGUUUCAUGGUGUUUUCAGUAUUUUGCAUGUGGUAAAAAUGGAAAGGCGAUUUCUACCUUUUUCUUUUAAUCAUUUAUUCUAUCUACAAAAAUUCUCGAUUAACUCAUGUAAGAAUAUUUGCAUUGUUUAUUCACAUCCCAUUAUGCAUGUUGAUAAAUGAGAAGAAUUGGGACAAA
Messenger RNA from Cylicocyclus nassatus, 1780 nucleotides. The record is from the annotation of a GenBank genome assembly. Lineage: Eukaryota; Metazoa; Nematoda; Chromadorea; Rhabditida; Strongylidae.